AUGUCUGCCACCUCAGGCAAUGCCUCGGAAACCAUUAUCGCAAACAAUCAAACACUUCUCAACAUCAACAUGUCAAAUGUUACCAAACUCACACUCACCAAUUACCUCAUGUGGAAACUACAAGUUAAUGCUCUCCUAGAUGGUUAUGCACUCGCCGACCAUCUCCAUGGAUCUGCCACGAUCCCGCCUAACACGAUCAGUGUUGGCGAUGUCACCUCUGAAAAUCCAGACUACGUCACUUGGAAGUGUCAAGAUAAGCUGAUUUAUAGUGCUCUCCUUGGCACUAUCUCUCUCGCCAUUCAGCCCAUCCUCUCACGCACAACUACUGCCUGUGACAUCUGGAGUACUCUUGCUCAGACUUACGCAAAACCCAGCCGUGGUCACAUCAGGCAACUGAAGCUACUGAAAAACUGGACCAAAGGCAGCAGCACUAUUGAUAGAUACCUUCAAGGAUUCACCACAGGGUUUGACAACCUUGCCACACUUGGUAAGCCAAAUGAAGAUGAGGAUCAGAUUGAAAUGAUUCUUGAAGGUUUACCGGAUGACUACACGUCAGUUGUCGAUCAAGUUGAAGGCCGUGACACCCCUCCCACAAUUGUUGAUCUCCACGAACGCCUUCUGAAUCACGAGGCAAAACUCCUCUCCGCGGCUGUCUCUCCAUCUGUUCCAGCCACUGCAAAUAUGGCUCAACAGCAUACUAAACAACAACAACUACUCUGGCAACAAAUCACACAACAAGUCUCGCAACAAUGGUGCCUCUCAGCCACAUUGGCAACAGACACAACCCCUCAACAACAACCGUGGACCGCGUCCUUACCUUGGCCGCUUCCAAUACUGCAAUGUCCAAGGUCACUCGGCUUGUAG
This is a messenger RNA of Microthlaspi erraticum, 864 nucleotides long. NCBI's taxonomy places the organism in Eukaryota, Viridiplantae, Streptophyta, Magnoliopsida, Brassicales, Brassicaceae. The record is from the annotation of a GenBank genome assembly.